Molecule: messenger RNA, 1326 nt
Organism: Colletotrichum aenigma
Lineage: Eukaryota; Fungi; Ascomycota; Sordariomycetes; Glomerellales; Glomerellaceae
Exons: 3
Coding region: 1-1326 (441 amino acids)
Source: RefSeq, a predicted model, not a curated record
AUGGCUGGAUCCCCCACUAAUCCGACGGUCAUCACGAUGGAUUCUCCCAGCGCAGACGAUGACAACAGCAACGACAGAGGUAGCGACAGAGGCGGCGACAGAGGACGACAACAGAGGACGACGACGACAGAAGACGACGACAGAGGCGGCACUGUGAUCGAGAAAUUCACAGGUUUCGCUACUCUGCCAUUAGAGCUCAUUCUCGAGAUCGUUCAACUCUGCAUCCCAACCUACAGGCCUGACCUCAAACAAGAUGUCGCCCAGCUUUCUGCCGUCAACAAGAGCCUUCGGAUGAUGUGCAUUCCAACCCUCUUCACCAUUGUGCAGAUGCGCACUAACCACCACCGUUUCUCUCGUCUUGUUCGAGGCAUUGAAGGCAGUGACGUCCUCAUAGCCAUCCAUCAUCUGAGAAUUAUUUCUGUCCUGCCUCGCGCUGAGACUUCAGGCAACGCGAGUGAGUCUUGGUAUCGAGACACGCCUGCCCAAUUUGCGAGCGUCCUGGGCCAGAUGUCGAACCUUCAAGACUUGGAUCUCUACUUCGCGGAUGGAUACCAGAGUCUCAUGGUGGCUGUGCAAUACGAGCUCCUCAAGCAACGCAUUACCGUCCCCAGCGUCACCAAGUUCGAUCACUUCGCAGAGAGCACGACGCAUUUCAUUCCUACUGUCUUUACUGGACUGAAUGCCCUCCACCUCACUGUGACAAUGGGCAAGUCUCCAAAGACGAUCCCUGGAUUGUCUACCAUUGCCUCCAAGCUCAACCUGCACACCCUUAGCCUCUGCAAGUUUGGUUGGCAAGCGAAAGACUUCGACGAGAUUUACGACCUCUUUCCAGGUGUUACCAAGCUGAUCAUUGGGGGUCAGAUUCAGAAGUUCAAGUUCUCUACCGUAUUACCGGUCUUCGAGCGAUUUAAGAAGCUUGAGAUUCUUGGGCUCCGUGAUAUCUUCGACUUCACCAUUGAAGAUGUGAUGACGAACUUGCUCGACGAAGAGGGCGACUGCGUUUGCGACUGUUGUCUCGGUGACGACCCCUGUAACAUCGACACUAACUGUAGUUGUGACGAAUGCCACUACAAUGACGAGAACUACGAGAGAUCUCACGAGAUGGCUCAGCAUAAUCUCCUCAUGUCUAUGGAAGAGGACCAAGUGAAGAAUGCAACCAGUCUCUUCGUGGAGUGUCCUAGACUUGAGACGGUGUACUUCCAGCUCCGCAACGAUGACUACUCUACUUGCUACCGUCCUAUCAAAGAUGACAAGGGCAACGUUGACACUGUCACCAUCAACGAGUAUGAGGAUUGGCCUCAGAUCUUCACAGACUUCUACUAUUGA